AUGCAGUUCCGGAGUUCUGCGCAACCUCAGACCAUCUAUAGUAGGAUAGGCUUUCCCAUAUGGGCAGCUUUAUCUUUUAUCUUUUCUGAAUCAGUGACAGUCGUGUCUGCAAAGAAGCGAACAAAAGCUCUGCUGAGAGGAAACGUGAGAGCUAACACUCUUAGCACAACUGUUUCCGACGUGUUGGACGUUCCAAACAGUUGGAAAUGUCUUCUUCUCUCCAACAACUUAAUAAAAAUCAUCUUCCUGGACUGUAACAGAGAUUUAUGUCCUGGUAUAAAAUCAGUUACAACUGGUCUCAUGGUUAUACUCAUAAUACUAAACUGUCUGCAAUUUUCAAUUACGCUUUCCCUGUCCAUACUCACCUAUAAUGAAGAUGGGGAGAGAACUGAUCAGCCCACAAGUAGGCAGUCCACACCUCGUAGUGUAACUUGA
Molecule: messenger RNA, 435 nt
Organism: Lutra lutra (Eurasian river otter)
Lineage: Eukaryota; Metazoa; Chordata; Mammalia; Carnivora; Mustelidae
Product: high affinity immunoglobulin epsilon receptor subunit beta-like
Exons: 6
Coding region: 1-435 (144 amino acids)
Source: RefSeq, a predicted model, not a curated record